ACUGCUGGUAUACCCUCAACAAUAAACAAUCUCAACAAACUAAACUUAUAAAAGAUGAAACAUUCCAACUUAUCAACAUUGCUAGCUUCAAGAAAAUUACUGAUAAGCAAAUCACUUAUAUUAUUAAUUUAUUGAAUAAUACAAAUAAAAAACUUCAAGCAUAA
Messenger RNA from Racocetra persica, 164 nucleotides. The record is from the annotation of a GenBank genome assembly. Lineage: Eukaryota; Fungi; Glomeromycota; Glomeromycetes; Diversisporales; Gigasporaceae.